Messenger RNA from Manduca sexta (tobacco hornworm), 1056 nucleotides. RefSeq names its product deoxynucleotidyltransferase terminal-interacting protein 2. The transcript has 4 exons. Gene Ontology annotation, cellular component: nucleolus. Bases 167 to 1030 code for a protein of 287 amino acids. Gene Ontology annotation, biological process: RNA processing. Gene Ontology annotation, molecular function: RNA binding. NCBI's taxonomy places the organism in Eukaryota, Metazoa, Arthropoda, Insecta, Lepidoptera, Sphingidae. The record is from RefSeq and is a predicted model, not a curated record.
AUAAAAAACUAAUAUUAACAUGUCAAUGUCAUUUUUCGAUUUCAGUUUUGUCAACAAAAGUGGUCUCUGAACAAGUCAAACGUGUUUUUUUCAAUCAGUGUGCACUAAGCAAUGUUAUUUUAAAUAAAAGAAACUGUAUUACGAGAAGAGACAACAAAUACUUAUCAUGGAUUUCAUCAUUGAUACUGUAGGUGAUGAAGACCUACAGGUGAAGUCGGAACUUCUUAGUGAGGCAGAGAAAUCUUAUUUUGUAGAUGCAGAAGACCGAAAUAGGGCAAUAUUGGACUUGUUUGAUAAAAAAAAAGAACUUGAUCAAAAAGUAGAGGAAGAAGAAGAAAUUCAAAAGAAAUUAAAAAAUAUUAAAAUUGAUAGUAUGUUUGAUGAUUUUUUUGAGGAAAUUGGCUGGACAAGAUCACAUGUAAUGAAAAAGAUUUCAAAACCACCAUUAUUCCACUUUGAACAGUUGGAUAUUGAGUCGGGGAAGUUGAAGUCUAAACUGGGAACUGUUGAUGUGGAAAAGGAAAUGAAGAAAUCUGUCCUGAAACCAGGCUUGGAGAAGGAACACAGUUUACCAGCAUACUAUGUCAGCCAAAAGAAAUUGAAAGCUAUAAGAAGGAGAGAAAGAGAGAAGACUAAAGGACCAAAAUGGUUCAACUUGCCAGCACCUGAAGUGACUGAAGAAUUGAAAAAUGACCUCCAAGUUCUAAAAAUGAGAUCAGCAUUGGAUCCCAAACACUUUUACAAAAAGAAUGAUAUGGAAGUACUUCCGAAAUAUUUCCAAGUUGGGCGUAUCAUGGAUUCUGCUUUAGACCAUGUGAACGAAAGAUUGACCAAAAAACAAAGAAAAAGAACCAUGGUUGAUGAACUACUGGCAGAUGCAGAAUUCCAGAAGUAUAAUAAGAAGAAAUACAAGGAAAUUAUUGAUGACAAAAGAAAGUCCGAAUACAGGACAUUUAUGAGGGAUAAGAGACAAAAGAAUAAAGCUGCAUUAAAAAACAAUAAGUUAAAAGCAAAGCAAAGUAAAAAUUAAUUCAAUAAAGCACAAAUAUUUUGAAA